Molecule: messenger RNA, 1365 nt
Organism: Phycomyces blakesleeanus NRRL 1555(-)
Lineage: Eukaryota; Fungi; Mucoromycota; Mucoromycetes; Mucorales; Phycomycetaceae
Exons: 8
Coding region: 98-1114 (338 amino acids)
Biological process (GO): protein deneddylation
Cellular component (GO): COP9 signalosome
Molecular function (GO): protein binding; metallopeptidase activity
Source: RefSeq, a predicted model, not a curated record
CUGCUCUAAUUAGACUUUAUAUAUUUUCUUUCCUUUGCCUUUUCUUCUUCUUUUGAUUUUCUCUUUUUGAAAGUAAAAACAGAGAGAGAUAAAUAUAAUGAGUGCAAUGGACAUUAGUGAUUCAGAACCUCCGAUGAAUGUAAAGGAAGAUCAAGAUGCUGUUUUAUCAAUGGCACAAAGUCAUUCAGGGCUUUCCAUCUCAGUACAUCCUCUUGUUCUUCUCAACAUCUCGGAUCACUAUACACGAAUCAAGCUUCAGAAUCCAUCAGCAUUUGAAAAGGGACGCGUGUACGGUGCAUUGUUGGCCAAGCAGUCGGGGCGUGACAUUGAAUUGAUGAAUUCAUUUGAAUUGCCUGCAAAUACCCAAGAAACUGGACAAGUCAAAGUAGACUGCGCCUACCUGACCACCAAACAAGAACAACUCAAACUUGUCUUUCCACAAUUUGAUUUUAUGGGAUGGUACUCUCUUGGAGUCGCACCGACUGAUUCUGACCUAAAGAUCCAUGAACAAUUUCUUCCUAUGAACGAAUCGUGCUUGUUUCUACAAAUGAACCCAACUGCUCUAGAAGGAGGAGCAAAGGAAUUCCCGGUCAGUAUCUAUGAAUCCGUAUUCGAUAUCAUUGAUGGCCAGACCCGCCUUGGAUUCGUAAAGGCUCCCUAUCGAGUUGAGACCAACGAAGCCGAACGAAUUGCGAUUGAUCAAGUAGCCAAGCCAAGUACAUCUGAAAAUGAAGUUGGACUAGGAAGUGCACUUAUUGCUCAUUUGACUACUCAGAGAAACGCUAUUGGAAUGCUGUACGCAAGAAUCCAGUUUCUUCAAAGCUAUCUUAGAGACACAAAGGCCGGGUUGGUGCCUGUGGAUCAUGAUAUCAUGCGCCAGAUCGCCAGUGUCUGCAGAAGAUCUCCUGUCAUUGAUCAAAUAGCAUUUGAAGAUCAGUAUUCUACAGAAUACAAUGAUAUCCUUUUGGUUACCUAUCUGGCUACAAUUACAAAGGGAAUGAAUACCCUCAAUGACCUGAUUGAUAAGCACAACCUUGUUCAUAGCCGUGGAGUCAAGAAUACAACAAAAACAGUCGUUGGAGGAAAGAAAGGAAGGUGGGAAAAUAGUGUGUAAGAAAGAAAAGAUUAGAUGGUAACAAUGCGAUACGAUACGAAGCGAUACGAAGCGAUUCAAUUUGAUUUGAUUCGAUUCGAUUCGAUGCGAUAAGCUAGGAUAGAAUAUGAUAGAGGAUGAUAAAAGUAAAGAAAAGACAAAGUACAGAUUUACAAUAAGUCUUGUUAUUUGGCUUGUGAUUUCAACUAUAAUCACUACCCUUAUUUUUAUUUCAUUCUACUAUAUAAUUAUAUAUAAUAUUUUAAAUAAUC